AUGCCAGUAUACAGCCAACGCGCGCAGGCCGCGCUCCUCAAAGCCAUAAAUCGCGUCUUCGACCUGGACCGGGCGGCCGAGUCUCUGGACGAGCUCGCCGAUGGCAUCAUCCUUGCCCAUAUUCUCCACGAACUCGACGCCGAGUUUGAUCCUACGCACCUCGAGUCGAAUCAGGGCACCUCGAGGUAUCUGACGAACAAGCGCAAUAUCCAAGCUGUUUACAAGGGCCUCUUUCGCUUCAUUCGCCGCCGAUACCCAGAACUUGGCUGCCAGGCCAAGAAGUUUGAUUACCAUGCGGUCGCGGAGAACCCUGAGCCACAAGGCAUCAGCCAGCUCCUGGCCGUCAUGGUAGCGGCCGCCGCAAUGGGCCCGGAGAAUGAGAAAUAUGUCCCAAGAAUACAGACCCGCCUGGACCAGGACAACCAGGCCGAAAUCAUGCAAAUCAUUCGUUCCAUGCAGCAGGACAUUGCCAACUUCAAGGAUGACGAUGAUCUAGACGAGGCUCUCGAUGCCGUCAUGGAGGCUCGCGAUAUCGAUCUUGUUGUCGAAGAGCAGAAUGCGGCUCUGCGGCAUCAGCUCGAUAGCACAAAGAAGACCCUCUCCGACUACAUCACCCGCCUCGAGUACCUACAGCAGAGCCACGAGGAGCUGAAAUACGACAAGGAAAAGAAUGAUCGCGAGCUCGACGUUCUGCGCAAGGCUACUCAGGAUGGAGCCAACAGUGCCGAAGCCAUCAAGCUUCUCGAGGCACAAGUCCACGAGCAAAUGGACAUUAUUGCCCGAAACGAGGAAGCAAUCAGAAACCACGACAGAGUCAAAGCCCAUUUGGAGAGCGACGUGCAACGGUUGAGCCAGAAGAGUAUGCAGGCCGACGAGCUGCGCGAUCAAGUUACCGAGUGGAGGCACAAGGCGGAGGAAUUCGAGAAGAAGGCCAACACCGCCGAACGGUACAAGCAGAAGCUCGAAGCCCAGCAAGGCCUCGCCAAGGAGGUGCAAAAUCUCCAGUACGAAAGAGCUGAGCUUCAAGAGCAGCUGCGAUCCCUCGUCCACGACAGGGAAAAAAGCGAGCGCACCAGAAAGGCCGAGGAUGAGCUCACAAAGAUGAUUACACAGUCUGAGCAACACUUGUGGGACGAGCGCAACCAAAAGAACCAGCUCAUCAAAGACAUGACUGCGAUUGAGGAGGAGCUGGUGCGGCUAAAGGCCCAGCGGGCUCACGACGAACGCUUCAUACAAGACCUGCAUGAGCAACUGCAGCAAGGCGGCGGCAGCGCUCCUCAGGGCGACGUGCUGGGGGCUUUGCCAACCUCAUCCACCCUCGAGGAUGAAUUAAACAACGCGGCAAGCGAGGACGGGCCACCGAACAUGCCUCUAGAGUUGUCCAGGUUGAAGGCCGAGAAUGAGCUCCUUCGACGGACUCUGGGCUCCAACGGAGAUACUGCACUGCUCCGGCGAGAAAUGGAAGAGCAGAGGCGCCAGAGAGACCGAACCCAGCAGAACUUCAACGACAUUUUUGAGAAACAUACCAUUAUGCAGGAGCAGCUGAGCGCCUUGAUGAACGAUGAGACCAGUGAGAGCUCCCAAGCCUUCAUCAAAAUGCGAAGACAGCUCGUGCAGGCGCAGUCUGGUCUUGAGGAGGCAGCCAAGCGCUCCACAGAUUUGCAGACCAAGGCCGCAGACAUGGACCGAGAGCUCAUCAGCGUCAAGGGACAACUUUCGGCUGCGAGAAAGGAUGGAAUCGAAGCUUUCAACGAGCUCAAGGGCACCGACAGCCUUGUUUCCGAGUCUCUCAAGGCUGAGCUCGAUCGACUACGAGAGGAUUGCAGUCUAGUCGUGGGCGAACGAGAUGCCCAAAAAUCGCAGUUGAUUGAAGCCCUCUUGGCCAAGGAAAAGUUCCGCAAGGAGAUUGAGGAAGGGAAGGAGCUUCAUGAUACGAGCGCAACCGAGCCUAUCGACGCGGAUGCCUCAGAGGCUGCCAAGAAGUCAGGCGAGAAGAUUGAGAAACUUCGCGCACGUCUCAAGGAACGAAAGCAGCAAUUGGAGCAAUCGGAGCAAGACAAGCUCGAUUUGCAGAGCAAGUUGCAGGCGGCACAAGAAGGAGAGAACUCAUCUGCACAGAAGGCUGCCACUGACCAGACCAUCAAGAAUCUGCAGAGAGAAAAUGCCCUCAUCACGUCAGCCUGGUAUGAUCUGACAAGCCGGCUUCAAAGCAACCACCUUGUGCUCCAGCGGCGGCACGACGCCCCCCGGAGCUGGCUGAACAAGCAGAGGCAGAUGGUCAAUGCCACCCCGAGGAGAUAG
Messenger RNA from Hirsutella rhossiliensis, 2301 nucleotides. RefSeq names its product HOOK protein. The record is from RefSeq and is a predicted model, not a curated record. Lineage: Eukaryota; Fungi; Ascomycota; Sordariomycetes; Hypocreales; Ophiocordycipitaceae. The coding region runs from base 1 to 2301 and encodes 766 amino acids. Gene Ontology annotation, molecular function: dynein light intermediate chain binding; microtubule binding. The transcript is spliced from 7 exons. Gene Ontology annotation, cellular component: cytoplasm; centrosome. Gene Ontology annotation, biological process: cytoskeleton-dependent intracellular transport; cytoplasmic microtubule organization.